Messenger RNA from Fragaria vesca subsp. vesca, 1416 nucleotides. RefSeq lists its product as uncharacterized. The coding region runs from base 640 to 1065 and encodes 141 amino acids. Lineage: Eukaryota; Viridiplantae; Streptophyta; Magnoliopsida; Rosales; Rosaceae. The record is from RefSeq and is a predicted model, not a curated record. The transcript has 2 exons.
ACAGCAGUCUUCCAAAUUUCCAAAUCGGUCUAUCUUUCUGUUUGGCUUGCCUUUCCAGCUCAUUGGCUUUCCUUCUUUUUGUUCUUUCUAAAUUUAUUCUACACUUUGCUCUCUCAUUACUCAUUACAUUUCUUCCUAGCUUUGCUUCUCUCCUUCAACAAUGUCCAUGGAGGUGAAACCCUGAAAGAGGUGGAGGGUGUCCAUAUAUGUAAUUUCAGGAUCUAUAGACAGAUUGCUCCUGCUCCAGUUCAUUAUAACAAGGGGAGUCCUCCAUCAUAAGCCUGCUGCCUCAUACAGGGGAAAUCCAAAUUUCUGAUAAACUUAUUUCUUCUCAAGUUAGCAAGGUUUCACUUAUUUAUCAGAGCUGGUAUUCAUUUUUAGCUUAUAUUCUAUAAUUCUAUGCAUGAAUACCAAACAAAAGUGUUUUUUCUUUGAUUCUGUUGUUUGAUUUGCAAAAAUGGAUCCCUUCUUUUGGUAAAGACAGAUAAUUUCUUUAUGGUUUUCUGAUGAGUGUGGAUGUCAACUCAAUUCACAUUUUGGUUGAAAGUCUGUUGUUGGAUAUACUAGUUCUUGUAAGAUGGGCCAAUAGUAGUAAUGCUAAGUUGUUAAUGAUCAAUCAGAAAACCAGGCAUAAUUUUGAUGAGGUUUAUGUUCUGCAAGAUUCAUUGUCCUCCCUUCAUUUGCUUUUGUAAGCCUUCCUCUCAUAUAUACACUCCUGGACCACUCAAACUAGAGAAUACCCCACAUCCAAAUCCAAAUCCAAAUCCAAAUGUUCCUUGUUCAAAACCUGACACCUCUGAUCAGUUAUCUACUGACCCCAUUGAGAUCAAGGAAGAGAGCUUAGCUGAGAAUCCAAAAACAACUGAGAAUUCUCUUAAAAGCAAUCUCAGAAAGCCGGAUUCUUUGGAUCCUGCUACUCCAAAUGAUGAAAUGAAGAAGAGAGUGCAGUGGAUGGACUUUGUAGGGAAAGAACUUGUUGAGAUCAGAGAAUUUGAAUGCAGUGAAUUAGAUGACACUGACAACGAAUAUGAGAACAGAAGAGGCUGCAUCUGUGUUAUUCUAUGACAACUCAUCUGCAAAUUCCUGAAGCUUUACAGCAAAGAAAAGAGCAAGAAAGAAAUAAGUCUGAAAUUUGAGCAGAACUGCUCAAGGAAGAUUGAAAUUCUAGUACAUUUAUGAUAACACGAUAGAGUAGCUAGUUAACUCCUUCAAUAUAGCCUGUCUGUUUCUGUUACUCAACAACACUGUCUUUGUCUACUCAUGAAACUUUAAACAAGUUCUGAAAUGUUCUUAAGGAGUUAUGUUGCUAUUUAGAUUGUUGAAAUGUUCCUCGCAGAUUCACGCUCCAAAAUGGUCAAGAUGAACUAUCUCGACAUGAAAGCACUUAGAGUAAGUCAAUCUAAGUGAAAAAAGAAA